Magnolia sinica is the source of this 1822-nucleotide messenger RNA. Its product is annotated as auxin-responsive protein SAUR72. The transcript has a single exon. The record is from RefSeq and is a predicted model, not a curated record. Bases 1137 to 1616 code for a protein of 159 amino acids. NCBI's taxonomy places the organism in Eukaryota, Viridiplantae, Streptophyta, Magnoliopsida, Magnoliales, Magnoliaceae. Gene Ontology annotation, biological process: response to auxin.
AAAAUGCAUUAUGGCGUUGACAAAUCGCUUUCUCUCUCGUAUUUAUAUACAAGGAUGGUAUGUGGAGGCUUUUCUAUGCAUUAGAUUUCCUCAUUGGAGACGGAAGUGAAACCGUAUCUUGUGUAGUUCUCGUCUGUUUUUUCCUCUCUUUUAGUUCCUCUGGUAGUUGGGUUUUCAGAUACAGAUAUGCCUUAGAUUGUUGUUUUUUAUUUUCAGAAAGCAGCCAUCUUUAGAUUCUUUUGGUGUUUUUUUCUGUUGGGUUUUGGUUGGUUCGUUAGAUAUUCCUUGAAUCGUUUGAUUCUCGUAAAAAAGCAGCUUUCUUUAGUACAAUUUUGUGUUUUUUUAAAACUUGGGUGGGUGUUCUCUUUCUGGGUUCGUCUUUGGUUCUUGAGAUAUUCCUUGGGUUUUUGUUUCUUAUAAGAAAGCAGCAAUCUUUAGCUGAAUUUGGUGUCUUUCUUUCAAUUGGGUGGCCGUUUUUUGUUGGGGUUUUUUCGAAAGAAGUUUUGGUUUAAAGAAGGUAUGAGUAAUCCAAUGAGGCCGAGGAUGAAGGUAACGUUCCAUCUGGCUUACGAUCGGGGAUAAACGAUCUGACCCAUUUGGCAUUUUCACAAUUUAAAACGUUUUUCUUUUUAGUUUUCAAUCAGUUCUUGUUUGGAUUUUUUGAUAACAGAGAAGAUAUCGAAUGAGGGUGGUUUGAAUUCUGUUUGAGGUAGAGAGGUUAGUACUUCAACACUGAAAAAUCUCUGUUGGUUCUCAGUUGAGAAAGUUCUGCCGGGUUUAUAAUAGAAUUUGAAGCUCAAAGACUCUGAUUUGCUUUGUGUUCUUGUCAAAGUUAUCGAUUUUUGAAAGUUUUCAAAUGGAAGGGGAUGUUUCAUAUGUUUUAUCUCUUUAAGGAUUGAACAUAAAAGGUUUAAAACCCAGAAUUUUAUUCCCUUUGUUCCUCAUCGAGAAAUUCCAAUAUAUGGAGAUUUUAUGCUGGGUUUGUGAUUGAGUUUGAAGGUCGAAGACUCUAAAUUACUUCGAUUUUUCUCCUGAGAAUUUGUCGAUUGCAGCAUAAGAGUCUUGAAGCUUGAAGAAAUUAAACUUUGAUUUCUUUUACUUGUUUCUACUCAACCGGUGAUUCUGAUAAGCUUGUAAUGGAGAAAAUUGAAUUCGGGAAGGGUAAACGAACCAAAUUGGGACAGAUUCUGCAGACUUUGGCGCGUUCGCGGUCAAUCAGCAGUGUUAAAAGGUCAUCAGGGAUCCCUUCUGGUCCCAUGUCAAAGAGCAAAUCGUGGCCCCGGGCCACUAAUACAGGCAAUGAUAAACACUGCCCAAAACACCGGGUUGCACCCGAAGGUUGCUUCUCUGUAUAUGUUGGUCCUGAGAAAGAACGCUUCGUGAUCAAGACGGAAUACGCCAACCAUCCUCUCUUCAAGAUGCUACUAGAGGAGGCUGAGAUGGAAUAUGGGUACAACAGCUGUGGGCCUCUGGCGCUGCCCUGUGGCGUCGAUAUUUUUCACAAGGUCUUGUGCGAGAUGGACAGUGAUGAAAUCCCCAGUGGAUGCAAUUUCACCAAGGGAUAUGCCGGGUAUCAGCUUCUCAGCCCAUCUCGGGCUGGGGCCGCAAUGCACUGAUCUGCUUUUAUGUGGAGUUUCUUAGGCAUUUCUGUGUAGUGAAAUGUUUCAUGGCCAUUAGCUAGAUUCAGUUCUUGUUUCCAUGUACAUAGCAAGGGAGGUUGUUCAUAUCAUUUCUACUACAUCCAAGGCCUGUGUAAUCCAAUCUGGCUAUGUAUGAGAAUAAAGAGGUGAAGAUCUUCUUCUAAGAUCUUCUUUUAUUUGAA